AGCAUAUUGUCGAGAAAGAGUAAACAAUAUAAGUCCUGAAAUUUAUGAACCUGUUGCAGAUAACUAAAAUAUUCUGAUGACAACUUCUAGAGUUAUAGGAAAAUUAAGUUUAAGUUGUUCGCCUAGCUUUAUAAGAUUGGACAAAAAAACCUGAACGCAUUGUUUUCUAAACAUAUCAUGAAAAGUAAAAUAAACGUUGAAUUGUCCUUACUUUAUACUUAAGUUGUGAGAACCAGGUUAAAAGAAAUAAAAAUACCAUCCCGUGUAUCGAAACUGGAAUAAAAGAAACAUUAAAAGGCAGAAGAUAUUGUUUCUGGUAAGACAUUUCUUUUUGGGCAAAUUUCAAACAAAAGUGAAGUUUACUUAGCAAGUCUGUAACAGUCAUGAAUCUUAAAGGAAUGGCAACGUCUGUUGAAAAUCAUUUCAUUCUGAAAUUCUGUUCACCUUUGAUACUCGUACUUUUCUUGUCUCCGAUUAAUGGGAAUACUGAGUAUAAAGAAAAUAAUUUCAAAAGACUUCCUAAAUCACAAUGCUUAUCUAACCCAUUUAAACCAAUUGAGGAGACGUCAUCUCGUGUCCAAUGUGCGUCUCUGUGUACAUCAUCCGAUGGUUGUGGAUAUUUUAGCUAUUGCAAUGGCACAUGUCGCAUGCAUCGAUCGUUUUACCUGAGAGAUCUUAGUGGUAAUAACUGCGACUGUUCAUCGUAUAUUUUGCUCAACGGAGGCGGUACAAGCUGGCAAAAAGUAUUUGAGAUUAACGAAAAGUCUUUCAAAAGAAGUCCUAUUUAUAAAUACUGGGAGAGUUUGCCAAUUGAAAAGGUGAAACUUGUGUUGAGAAAACAUAAUGCUGACAUUCACUCAUUAAUUUUCGAUGGAAGAGGAACAAAUUACAUAUCGUGGUUCCAGGAGAGUAAACUCAUUUCAUCGCCGCCGUGGUUCGGAAAUUACCGAGGAAACUACGAGUUUAAUUAUAAUGACGAGUCUAUCACCAUCCGACCAUAUAAUUAUCAUUCUGCAAUGAGAGCAAAGAAGGGGGAAGACAAUAACAAUUAUCGCAUUUUUUACAGAGAGAACAUCAAGGAUCGGGACGCAAGAUUUUUUGUAGAUGCUAUGGUUAUCUACAUCUUAUUGCAGUAGAAUUUAGAUUAUACUUCAAAUUAUGUAUACCAAUGUAUACUUAGAUAUGUGUGAGUGCGUGCAUGAGUUGCCUAUAUACAUACAUUUAUAGAAAUAAAAAAUAACAUCUUUAUACUUACACUUAAAUAUGUAUA
Messenger RNA from Octopus bimaculoides (California two-spot octopus), 1270 nucleotides. RefSeq lists its product as uncharacterized. The record is from RefSeq and is a predicted model, not a curated record. NCBI's taxonomy places the organism in Eukaryota, Metazoa, Mollusca, Cephalopoda, Octopoda, Octopodidae.